Perca fluviatilis (European perch) is the source of this 3740-nucleotide messenger RNA. It is a transcript of the gene slc46a1, whose product is annotated as solute carrier family 46 member 1. The transcript has 6 exons. Gene Ontology annotation, cellular component: plasma membrane. Gene Ontology annotation, molecular function: transmembrane transporter activity. The record is from RefSeq and is a predicted model, not a curated record. Gene Ontology annotation, biological process: transmembrane transport. Bases 258 to 1742 code for a protein of 494 amino acids. NCBI's taxonomy places the organism in Eukaryota, Metazoa, Chordata, Actinopteri, Perciformes, Percidae.
GAGAGACAGUUUAGCUAGAUCUUUGGCCUCAGUAUCGCUUCCUUUAUUCAGCUGAGCUCGUUUUAUUUCGCCUAGCGAACAAAAAUACCAGCAGCGUAAACAAAAUCCAUAAGCUAGCUAGCGGCUAGCUAACGAUUCACGGCUAACGUUAGCCUAUGGAGCAACUUGCUGUGUGUUCAAAUCAUAGACUGUGGUCCAGAUACUCUCAAAGUAAAGUAAGUUACCACUGUUAAUGUUUACAGUUAAGUCAGUUCGACAUGGACGAGCUGGACACCGCAGCGAUUCUUCCCGGCGAUGUGUUCAACGCCACAUCCACUGACGGUGAAACCGGCGACUCGUGUGUUCACAAAGAGGAGGCUGAUGUACCGACCACCCGCUCCGGACGACCCCCGUUUACAUGCUCGCUGCCGGUUUCCGUGGAGCCAGUGUUGUUCCUCUCCAUGUUUUCUCUGGCCUUGCAGUCCCCUCUUUCCACUCAGUAUCUGUGGGACCGCAUCAGCGAGGACCUCGGCUACAACGGCUCCAAGAGGUCGGAGUGCAACAACGGCUCUGUGCCCCCUGACCCUCUUCAAACGGAGGUGGAAACCUUGACAGCCCACUGGAACCUUUACAUCAGUCUUGGGGGCUUUUCUGUAGGCCUGUUGGUGGUGCCUCUGCUGGGCUCAUGGAGUGACCUUGCAGGACGCAGACCUGUCCUUAUCCUCGCCAACCUAGGUCUGGCCCUCCAAGCAGUGGUUUACCUAGUGGUGAUGUACCUGAAGCUGCCUGUGGUCUACUUUUUAGUAGGCAGGCUGCUUAGUGGCCUUUCAGGUGAUUUCAACGGCAUCCUGGCAGGCUGCUUUGCAUAUGUGGCUGAUACCAGCGACAGAAGGUCCCGCACCUUCAGGGUGGCAGUCUUGGAGGCAUGUCUGGGCCUUUCAGGGAUGCUAGCCAGCAUCAUUGGAGGGCAGUGGCGGCGGGCACAAGGGUACAUCAACCCAUUCUGGCUGGUCCUGGCCACUAACUUGGCUUCGGCUCUGUACGCUUACCUGUUUGUCCGUGAGUCUGUCCUGCCAGACCCAAGCGCCAAGCUCCUCACCUCUCGCCACUAUAAAGCUGUCUGGCGCCUCUUCUCAACAGGAGGGAGUAACAGUGAGGAAGAUAGAAGAUUUCACAGAUGCAAGCUGUGGCUGUACACACUGUGUUUCUUUCUGGUGGUGACUGUACACUUCGGCAGCAGGGAGUUGUAUGUGUUGUAUGAGCUGAGCUCACCGCUGUGCUGGGGGCCGGCCCUCAUUGGCUACGGAUCAGCCGCUCAGCACCUGGCCUACCUUAGCAGUCUGCUGGGGCUGAAGAUCAUGCAGCGCUGCCUGGAAGACUCCUGGGUGGCUCUCGUGGGUCUGGCCUCCAAUAUCAUUGGGCUGGUUGUCUUCUCUGUAGCUGACACCAUCCAGCUCAUGUUCACAGGUUAUGGUCUGUGUUUCCUCUUCAUGGCCGCAACGCCUGUGCUCAGGUCAAAACUUUCCAAGCUGGUGGGCCCAUCAGACCAAGGUGCCCUGUUUGCGUCUGUUGCCUGUGUGGAGAGCUUAUGUUUUCUGGUUGGCAGUGGCAUCUUCAACUCCCUCUACCCAGCCACACUGCACUUCAUGAAGGGCUUCCCCUUCCUCUUUGCUGCCAUCAUCCUCUUCAUCCCCGCUGGAAUAAUUGGGACCCUGCAAUGUUUAGACCAGAGGAGAGACCACAGAGACUCCUCAGCAUCCUGACCUGCUGAGAGGUCCAAGGGCAGGAACCUGUCAGAGAGUUAAAGUGCAUCCUGGUGUCAGUCUAUGAGGGGAGCAGCACUGACACAAGGACAGCCAUCAUGUCCAUGUGUGGUGCUGGGUAAGACCUUUUGAUCUUAGCACAGUUAUGGCACAGAGAUGGAAUUCUUCCUAGGCACACCAAAGUAAUCAAGACCAGAGGAUGAAGAAUCAACGUCCAUACUGACAUGACUGUUAAACCUUUUUUUUUUGUCUUAAUAAUUAGAUAAUGGAGACUUGGGCUUUGUCAAAUCUACGCUGGCCCUAAAAACUCACUACAAGCUUGGAUGUUUUAUCACGACAUUCAUACAAAUGGUGUAACAAACAAGGUUUGAUACAUGCUUUCAUUUUGUGAGUCAAAACAUUUUCAAUACAGUGUAUUGAGUGCCAAAGAAUGUACCUUACAUUUACACUUUGAAUGUAUUCAUUUCAAUAACUCUAAUGGCACACUACAUGUUAAGGUGCUAACCAUAAGAGGAAAUCCACAAACUCCUCAGUUGUUCCAAAACAUAUCAAGCAUGGGUAAUGUGUUCACAGAGGGUCAAAAAGGGAGGUGAGAGCUAUAACCUAGUUUUGAUUUGAGAAAUGUUUAAGAGCUACAAAUAUCAUCCAUUGAUAUUUCACAUGAUUACAAUGAACCAUCCUAACUAACGUACUACUUUUUUGGAACAAAUACAAAUUGGGAACCAUACCUGUGUGAGGUAAAUUGGUGUACAACAGUAUACAAGAUCAACCUAUUUUCAGCCACCACACCCUUAUCCUAUCUAUUCACUUCUGUGCAGUCUUUAAAAGUUAUUUUACUGCAUUACAAUUCAGAGGCAAAUAUUGUAUUUUUUACCAAUUGUUUAGAAUUAAAUUGUGUUUAGUGAUGUUUUUUUAUAGGUUCAGAUUAGAUAAGACUUACUCUAACCCCAUGGGGAAAUUCACAAGCUACCGAACUGUACAUAAAGUAGUUAAAAAUGUCUGAGUGAUUUUUAUGUAUGUGAGAUAUAUGUGUGUUUGUUGUGUUAUGGUUGUCUACUGGAUGCCUAAAAUUUCCCUCAGGAUGAAUACAGUAUCUAUCUAUCUAAAAUGAGCCCCACCUUUACCAGCUGCAACAUAAAAGGGAUGUACACUGUAAUGCGUCUAUUUUUAAUCCAAUAAUAUAAGUACAUUUACUUUUGGUAUUUUAAGUAUGUUUGUACUUUUACUAGAAUAACAUUUUAACUUUAACAUUGGUACUGCUACUUUAGGUAAAUGUUUUAAGAAUUUCUUCCACUACUGUCUGUUCGCAGAGCUAUCCUAAAUCUGUUAGUGGAAGUUACGUAGAAACCCUCAAACCGUGAAGUUAGUAUCCGAGAUUCAUGGUAUCACACUAUGCAGAAAUAUCAUCUGUGCCAAACAUGUCCAAACCCAACUAUCAGUAAUCCACAGCGGAGAGUGAAACUGUAGUGGCAGCCAGGGAGUACCGAGUUACACCUUGACCCUCCUCCCGCCAUAGUCUAAACUCGCUGAGGAGUCCCCCUCCCACCACCACAAACAACACUGGAUAGUCCCAGAACACAGGCCCACAGCCAACAUACACACCGGGGUCAGGUCUUAGAUCUACAGUGAGGGAACAAGAGCUGCAAAAUCAGCUUUAAAAGGCACAAAGGGAAGUUUACAGGUUAAAUGAAGUAUUAACUCAGCUUCUGUGAAUUGAUCAGCAGAUUAUUUUCUAAAAGCCAUUCUUCAAACGUUUUCUGUAACAAAUUCUGACCCACUGUCCAUUCUUCGUUGUCAUCAGUUGUGCAAUAUUUAUGAGUUGCAAUCAUUUUAUUUAUUGGAUUACAACUGGAUCGUUUUGGAUAGUUUGUUAUAAAGAUGAUGGUUCAAUUUCUUUCUGUUUACAUGUCACAUGUGAUUAAGUGAAGUUCAGACAAAGAAUUUCACUGUUAAAUUCUUUACAUUUCACCAUGUUUCAAAUAAAGGAACUAAACUAUG